This is a messenger RNA of Opisthocomus hoazin, 498 nucleotides long. Lineage: Eukaryota; Metazoa; Chordata; Aves; Opisthocomiformes; Opisthocomidae. The record is from RefSeq and is a predicted model, not a curated record.
AUGUCCCUUUCCAAACUGCCUGUCACUUCGUCGGCAUCCCUGGGGCUGCAGCGUGUGGUUGCAGCGAUCCUUUUCAGCGGGCAGGGAUCCACACCCUCCACAGACAGCAUCCUCAAGAAGCUGCUGCAGCACUUUCCCCUGCUCGGCUGGGGGACCACGAACGUGGUCGAUCUGCAUAAAAUGGGGCCCUACUACUACGGGCUUGGCUCCCAGCUCCUGAAUUUUGACAAUCCCGAGAAUCCCGAGAUAGCUCAGACUAUCCUGCAGACGUUUGUUAGCCGUUUUCGGCGUAUCAUGGACUCCUCUCAGAACGCCUACAACGAAGACACGUCAGCGCUGGUGGCUCAGCUGGAUGAAUUGGAGCGCGCCUUAUUUCGAGCUGGCCAGAAAGGGCUGAAUGACUUCCAGUGCUGGGAAAAGGGACAGGCUUCUCAAAUCACAGCUUCCAGUCUGGUCCAGAAUUAUGGGAAAAGAAAGUUCGCAGACACGGAUGGUUAA